AUGCUCUUUGGAAAGAAAUGGGAUCCGCGGGGGCGACACUGUUUCGUAACAGGAGGCUCUUCCGGGACAGGGCUUGCCUUGGCUGUCAUGCUAGCCCAGCGCGGAGCAGACGUUUCCAUCGUCGCUCGCAAUAAAGAGCGUCUGGACAAGGCCCUUGAGAUCCUCGAGGCGGCGCGACAGACUCCGAAGCAGAUUCUCAAGGCGUACUCCUUCGCAGUGGACUCGGAAGCGGGAUCUCUUGCAGCCAUCAAGGCAGCGAGCGAACCCUUCGAAGGACGCUGCCCAGAAGCAUUCUUCCUGGUCGCAGGAGCCGCGCGGCCGUCAUACUUCGUCGAGCAGGAUGAGGAGCUGCUCAGAAACGGGAUGCAGAUCUCGUAUUGGGCUCAAGCGUGCACGGCGCUGGCUGGGUCGAAGGAGAUGGCAAGGCAAGGCGUCAAGGGCAAAAUCGUCUUCGUCUCAUCCGUGCUCGCAUUUUUCUCUAUUGUCGGGUACUCGACGUACUCUCCUGGCAAGUUCGCCAUCCGAGGUCUCGCGGAAGCUCUUCAAAGCGAACUAAAGCUAUACGACAUCGACGUCCAUAUCUCGUUCCCGCCGACGAUCUACACUUCCGGCUACGAGGAGGAAAACAAGACGAAGCCCGCGAUCACCCUCAAGAUCGAGGAGACCGACAGCGGUCUGACCCCCGAGCAAGUCGCAGCCGGGAUCUUCAAAGGCGUCCAGCGCGGCAACUUUCAUAUUACCACUGGGUGGAUCGGAGACACGUUCCGAGCGAGUACUGCUGGCUCCUCGCCGCGCAAUAGCUACAUCGCGGAUUCACUAUAUGCGCUCUUCGGAUUCUGGUUCCUCCCGGUAUGGAGGAAGACGGUCGACUCGCAAGUCAAACGCCAUCGCGCAGAGCACCAGGAGUAUCUGAAGAGCCGGGGCUUCUUCUCCACAUAG
Messenger RNA from Trametes versicolor FP-101664 SS1, 939 nucleotides. RefSeq names its product oxidoreductase. The transcript is spliced from 7 exons. Bases 1 to 939 code for a protein of 312 amino acids. Gene Ontology annotation, molecular function: 3-dehydrosphinganine reductase activity. Gene Ontology annotation, cellular component: endoplasmic reticulum membrane. The record is from RefSeq and is a predicted model, not a curated record. Lineage: Eukaryota; Fungi; Basidiomycota; Agaricomycetes; Polyporales; Polyporaceae. Gene Ontology annotation, biological process: sphingolipid biosynthetic process.